UCUUAUCUAACGCUCUUAUAGGUUAAGGUUAAUAUCAUAAAAUUAUAUUUGCGCGCGCGAUUCUUGCGUUAUAAAUAUUUUCUAUGUCACUUUAUUACAGUGAAUUGUGCGACAUUGCAAAGUAUGCUAGAAUAUAAAUGACGAGUGAGAAAGAAUUCUCUGCGUUUAAAGUAGUCAAAUCUCGCAAAUUUAUAUUAUUUGAUAAGCACGAAAUUAUACAUACAUUUAUUACGUAUCGGCAUUUUUGACAUAACCUGUACAAUUGUUUUCUUCCCUUGUUUCUCUACGUUUGUACGUUUUUGUCAUUCGACUCAUCAAAGAUGAGUUCUCAUGGAAAAGCAGAGACCGACAGGCUCAGAAAGAAUUUGGAAGAACAAUUGGAUCGGCUUGUACAACAAUUGGAAGAUUUGGAAGACUGCAGAGUUACUCUCGACGAAACAGACUAUCAGGAAGCUAAGGAAGAUACAAUGGAACAGCUCCGCGAGUUUAACGAGAGUCUACAAAGAAUGAUAUCUGGAGAUAUGACAUUAGUUAAUGAACUUGGAGCAAUGCAAUUAGCAACUCAAGCAGCUAUCAGUGCAGCCUUUCAAACACCAGCUGUAAUAAGAAUGUUUGGUAAGCGUGAGCCUACUGGACUUAAGGAACGUCUAUCCCAAAUCGAUCGUGACGUAAAACUAGGAAAAUUAAACAAAGAGGCCGCUGAUCGCCAACGUGGGGAAAUAUUAAGCGCUUUGAGGCAACUUGGAGAAAAGUUGGAACCAUCUGAAUUACAGUUGUUAGAGCGAUUAUCCUUAAAUAAUGUAGAUACCACCAGGUAUGUACAAGUUACUGAAACAGCGAAAGAGGGUAAAAUGGCUCUAGAUGUAGUCUGCAAGGAAGUCAGAGCUACGCAAGAUACUUGAACUAUAACAGAGCCAUGUGACUGUGAUUAAUUAUAAUGUAACUAUUAUUACAAUCGGCCAUAUUAUUUUUAAUUUGUCACUAUGAUUUUUUAAAGCUAUUGAGAAUAAUGCACAUAAUAUGGUCUUUUAUAUUAAAUUCUUUAUAUUGUUCUUCUUUGCUCCAAAUUGAUGUAAUUUGUACAAUUUUGAUAUUACUUGAUAUUGUCAAUACUCAAAACAAUAAUUUACAUUAUUGUGAAUUCUAUAUGCUAAAUACAUAUAUAUAUAUAUUUAUAGAAUCAAACAUUCCAAAUUAUUUAUGAAUUUAGUUUUAAUGCAACAGUAAUAUUAUGAUUGUUAUUAAAAUAGAGGCUCUCUAUACAUAUAUUAUCACAUAAAAUUUUUAUCAGAUAUAAAUAAUAUAUAUGUAUAUAUAAUUCAGAAAUUCUUAUGCAAUUUUGAAAAAGAUAUGUGUGUGUAUUAUUUUAUAUUGCUUAUAAGUAUUUACUGUAAUUAUUUAAUGCAACAUUUAUAAGAAAUUAGAUUUUAUAGUAUAAAGCAUUAGAUGCAACUUAUAUGUAAUGCAUCUCAUAUGUCGUAUAUUGUUCAGAAAAUUGUUCUGUUACAUGAAUUAUAAAAUAAAUAUAUUGAUGUUUUUUA
This is a messenger RNA of Formica exsecta, 1541 nucleotides long. RefSeq names its product protein LZIC-like. Lineage: Eukaryota; Metazoa; Arthropoda; Insecta; Hymenoptera; Formicidae. The record is from RefSeq and is a predicted model, not a curated record. Gene Ontology annotation, molecular function: beta-catenin binding. The transcript has 3 exons. The coding region runs from base 321 to 902 and encodes 193 amino acids.